AUGAAUAAUGGUAUAAAUAGAAGAAGAACUAGUAGUAAUGUAGGUCAGAGUACUACUACAACUACAACAAAUACUCUGUCAUCGACACCUACUACGACUACUCCUACUACACCUGCAAAUAAUAAUCAUUCUAUAGGACAUAAUAUAGUUAAUAGAAGCCCAACUAGUAGGAGUGAAAUCAAUCAUAGAAAUCAACAACAACAACAACAACAAACACAAUCAUUAACAUCAUUUAGAUCAAAUAAUACAAGUCUAUACCCUUCAUAUGCAGAUCAACCAGACAUUGUUAGAGCAUCACAAAAAGAUGAGUUUUACAAGAAACUAUUUGAAGAUCAAGUAUUUGAAGUAUUGACUAGAUUAUUAGGACCAAGAUUUAUAAUGAACAAACAAAAUGAAUCAAAAUUAGUAUCAAAUCUAUCAUAUUUCAUAUUGACAACAUUACUUGGUUCUCAAACACUUGGUGAAGAAUAUUGUAAUCUAAGACAAAUCAAAAAUAAUAGUUUCUCUUUACCUUCUAUCAUUGAUCGAUGUAGAUUAAUGUUUUAUCAAUUAUUGGCACCAUAUUUGAUUAAAAAGUUUAUGCCAAAGUUAUUCCAAAGAUUUCCAAACCUCUAUUCUGUCAAGGAGUUCCUACCUAAAUUGGAGAGAUUCCACUUGGCGCUAUUUUAUUUUAGUGGAUCCUAUUAUGAAUUUUCAAAGAGACUAUCAAAUAUUAGAUAUAUAUUUAAUCGUAAAGUCGAUCAAAGAAGACCGAAAUAUCAUAUACUUGGAUUCCUUAUUAUCAUUCAACUAUUUGUAUCAUUAUUUAUUUAUCUAAAGGAAAAUAAUUUCUUUAUCUUUAAAAAGAAUGAAGAUCUAAACGUUGAAUCAUUAGAUUCAUCGACUUCAACGAAUAGUGGUGGUAGUGGUAGCAGUGGCAGCGGAAUUAACAAUGAAGAAUCAUCGAGUGGAAAAUGCACCCUUUGUCUUGAAAAUAGAAAACAUACAACAUCUACGAUUUGUGGACAUUUAUUUUGUUGGUAUUGUCUAGCAGAAUGGUGUAACACCAAAGAGGAAUGUCCUCUAUGUAGAAGACCAAUCACUUUAAGAUCAUUAAUUCCAACUUAUAAUUAUUAA
Cavenderia fasciculata is the source of this 1116-nucleotide messenger RNA. It is a transcript of the gene pex10, whose product is annotated as RING zinc finger-containing protein. Gene Ontology annotation, molecular function: zinc ion binding. Bases 1 to 1116 code for a protein of 371 amino acids. The transcript has 4 exons. The record is from RefSeq and is a predicted model, not a curated record. NCBI's taxonomy places the organism in Eukaryota, Evosea, Eumycetozoa, Acytosteliales, Cavenderiaceae. Gene Ontology annotation, cellular component: peroxisomal membrane. Gene Ontology annotation, biological process: protein import into peroxisome matrix.